Acomys russatus (golden spiny mouse) is the source of this 1469-nucleotide messenger RNA. It is a transcript of the gene Clp1, whose product is annotated as cleavage factor polyribonucleotide kinase subunit 1. Gene Ontology annotation, biological process: tRNA splicing, via endonucleolytic cleavage and ligation. Gene Ontology annotation, molecular function: polynucleotide 5'-hydroxyl-kinase activity. The transcript is spliced from 2 exons. The record is from RefSeq and is a predicted model, not a curated record. The coding region runs from base 24 to 1340 and encodes 438 amino acids. Gene Ontology annotation, cellular component: nucleus; mRNA cleavage factor complex. Lineage: Eukaryota; Metazoa; Chordata; Mammalia; Rodentia; Muridae.
GCCUGAUGUGAUGGUUUGAUCUAAUGUUUAAUUUGGGUUCUAGGUGUAGCAGCUAUACCGAAAAGAUGAGCGAGGACUCCAACGAUGAUAAACCAACGACUAAAUUUGAACUAGAGCGAGAGACAGAGCUUCGAUUUGAGGUGGAGGCAUCUCAGUCAGUUCAGCUGGAGUUGUUGGCUGGCAUGGCGGAGAUCUUUGGCACAGAGCUGACCAGAAACAAGAAAUUCACCUUUGAUGCUGGUGCCAAGGUGGCUGUUUUCACUUGGCAUGGCUGUUCUCUACAGUUGAGUGGCCGGACGGAGGUGGCUUAUGUCUCUAAGGACACCCCUAUGCUGCUUUACCUCAACACUCACACAGCCUUGGAGCAGAUGCGGAGGCAGGCAGAAAAGGAGGAAGAGAGAGGCCCCCGAGUGAUGGUCGUGGGCCCUACUGACGUGGGCAAGUCAACGGUGUGUCGGCUGCUGCUCAACUAUGCAGUGCGCUUGGGCCGCCGUCCUACUUACGUGGAGCUGGAUGUGGGCCAGGGCUCUGUGUCUAUCCCUGGUACCAUGGGGGCCCUGUACAUCGAGCGGCCGGCAGACGUGGAGGAAGGGUUCUCCAUCCAGGCCCCUCUUGUGUAUCACUUCGGCUCCACCACUCCUGGCACCAACAUCAAGCUUUAUAAUAAGAUUACAUCACGUUUAGCAGACGUGUUCAACCAAAGGUGUGAGGUGAACAGAAGGGCUUCCGUGAGUGGCUGCGUCAUCAACACCUGUGGCUGGGUCAAGAGCUCUGGGUACCAGGCCCUGGUGCAUGCAGCCUCAGCCUUUGAGGUAGAUGUGGUUGUGGUUCUGGAUCAAGAGCGACUGUACAACGAACUGAAAAGAGACCUGCCACAUUUUGUUCGCACUGUGUUGCUCCCAAAAUCGGGGGGCGUGGUAGAGCGCUCCAAGGACUUCCGGCGGGAGUGUAGGGAUGAGCGGAUCCGUGAGUAUUUCUAUGGAUUCCGAGGCUGUUUCUAUCCCCAUGCCUUCAAUGUCAAAUUUUCUGAUGUGAAAAUCUACAAAGUUGGGGCACCCACCAUCCCAGACUCCUGUUUACCUCUGGGCAUGUCUCAGGAAGACAAUCAGCUCAAGUUAGUGCCUGUCACCCCGGGCAGAGAUAUGGUGCACCACCUGCUGAGUGUCAGCACCGCCGAGGGCACAGAGGAGAACCUUUCUGAGACAAGUGUGGCUGGCUUCAUCGUUGUCACCAGCGUGGACGUGGAGCACCAGGUAUUUACUGUCCUGUCUCCAGCCCCCCGCCCACUGCCUAAGAACUUUCUUCUCAUAAUGGAUAUCCGCUUCAUGGAUCUCAAGUAGUAAUUAGCAAGGAGCCUCGCUUUCUGGCCACAAAGUUCUGGCCGUCACCACAGGCAGAUGGGAUAUGGGACUCUUACUAAGGCAGCUGACAAGGACCAACUAGUAGAAAGCACGCGUUCUACCUCUUAG